UAGGGGCGUUUUUCUUUUUUAGUUCAGAGCAGAGCUCGAACUGUCAAAAAAAUAAUUGUGUUUCUUUUUGAGCUCUGAGCGUUCAGAGCUUCAAAUGCGUGUUUCUUUUUUAGUUCUGAACAUGUUCAGAGCGCGCUCUGUGAGCUCAGAAUAAAAUAACAGAGUAAACGGAGUAAAAUGCUGAGCACAAACAAUUUGACAUCUGAAAGCCGGGAAAUAAAAAAAAAUCAUCAUCAAAACAAUAAAAAUGGCGGAAGAGGCUGGUUGCUCUGGUGUAGAAGGCGUCAAAUGGACCAACGAUAUGACAGUUUUUCUGAUUAAUUUGAUUAAGGAGAAUUUUGAACGCCUUCAAACUAACAUAAAAAAAACUGUAUACCAAAAAAUUGCCGAACGAAUUAAGGAAGAAUUCAAUAUAAAAAUAACAUUUGAGCAGGUCGACUCCAAAUGGAAAGGCCUAAAGCGGCAGUAUAAAAAAAUAAAAGAAGAAAACGACACAACAGGAAACAUGAGGAAGUAUUGGGUGCAUUUUGAUUUAAUGCACGACAUACUUUUUCGAGUACCCGAAAUCCAUCCGCCGGCUGUAAUUUGUUCGGAAGAUUCUGACGUUCAAGUGGCAGAACACUUUGUAAUAGAAGACCCAGAAACUUCCAGGACUAAUUAUAGCAACAGGAAGAGGAAGAAUAAUAAAGUCGAGGAUAUGAUAGAAAAACGGCAUCGAGAGAGGAUGGAAGUCUCGAAUAGGUUUUUAGACUUAUUUGAAAAAAUGAUUGAUAAAAUGUAGCAGUUGUCCUUUUCUUAUCCUUUUCUUAACAUGUCAUGAAGUAUUUUAUUUAUUUUUUAAUUUUUUUU
Eupeodes corollae is the source of this 849-nucleotide messenger RNA. RefSeq lists its product as uncharacterized. The coding region runs from base 248 to 781 and encodes 177 amino acids. The record is from RefSeq and is a predicted model, not a curated record. The transcript is spliced from 2 exons. Lineage: Eukaryota; Metazoa; Arthropoda; Insecta; Diptera; Syrphidae.